Molecule: messenger RNA, 1323 nt
Organism: Solanum pennellii
Lineage: Eukaryota; Viridiplantae; Streptophyta; Magnoliopsida; Solanales; Solanaceae
Product: chloroplast envelope quinone oxidoreductase homolog
Exons: 4
Coding region: 169-1143 (324 amino acids)
Molecular function (GO): oxidoreductase activity
Source: RefSeq, a predicted model, not a curated record
UGCCUUUUUUAAGAGAAUAGUCGUGGAUAGGCGGCCGCGUGUGCCCCAAUAGAUACACUCUAAUGCUACCGCCGAUUCACAUGUAUAUAUACUCCAAUCUUAUCCAGCAGCCUCGCCCAUUUUGCUCCAAUUUGAGAGAGAAUUGAAAUUGGUGAAUCUGAUAUAGCUAUGCAUGCUGUCCAAUACGAAUCUUAUGGCAGCGGCUCCGCUGGAUUGAAGCAUGUGGAAGUUCCUGUGCCUACUCCGAAGAAGGAUGAAGUCUUGGUAAAAGUGGAGGCUACAAGCAUAAAUCCUUUUGACUGGAAAAUUCAGAAGGGCAUGCUUCGUCCACUUCUUCCUACCAAGUUUCCUUUUAUUCCUUCUAUCGACGUGGGAGGAGAGGUUGUAGAGGUAGGAUCUAAUGUAAAAAGAUUCAAGGCUGGUGACAAGGUUGUGGCUAUGCUCAAUGCCCUGAAUGGCGGUGGAUUGGCUGAAUAUGCGGUGGCUAAUGAGAGUUUGACUGUUCCAAGACUCGCUGAAGUAUCAGCUGCAGAAGGUGCAGGUCUUAUUGUUGCAGGUCUUACAGCUCUUCAGGCCCUUGUCAAUCAUUCUGAGGUUAAGCUCAAUGGAACUGGACCCCGGAAGAACAUUCUAGUUACGGCUGCCUCAGGUGGUGUUGGUCACUAUGCUGUUCAAUUGGCAAAACUUGGUAACACUCAUGUUACUGCCACCUGUGGAGUGCGCAACAUUGAUCUUGUGAAGAGCUUAGGAGCAGAUGAGGUUCUUGAUUACAAUACCCCAGAGGGAGCAGCUCUUAAGAGUCCGUCAGGCCAAAAAUAUGAUGCAGUGAUUCACUGCACAACAGGCAUCCCUUGGUCUACCUUUGAGCCUAAUUUAAGUUCAAGCGGAAAGGUGAUAGAUAUAACUCCUGGAGUUAGCGCCAUGUGGACCUUUGCGGUAAAGAAAUUGACCUUCUCAAAGAAACAGUUGGUGCCACUGCUUCUGAUUCCGAAGAAGGAGAAUCUGGAAUUGAUUGUUGGGCUUGUGAAGGAAGGGAAACUGAAAACAGUAAUCGACUCAAAAUUUCCUCUGAGCAAGGCUGAAGAUGCUUGGAGCAAGAGUAUUGAUGGACAUGCCACCGGAAAGAUUAUUGUGGAGCCAUAGAGCAGUGUUCUCCCAAAUUAUGUAAUAAAAUGUUUGCGAGGCUUGUGCAGUAUGACCAAUUAAAUAUAUUCAGCUGUAACAACUUCUAUUUGCCUCCUAUGUAUCAUCUUACCUGAUAAUUGUGUUUACUACGUGGCAUUUUACCUAUAUUACAAAGUAUAUACAUGCAUACUUGUCUAA